AUGGCACACAGUAUAGAAUCGAUUCGAUUCCGUUUUCAGGCAUGGAGAAGAAACAGCCUGUCUGAAACAACACCAUUGUUAUCAUCUACAUCACCGAAUUCUCCAGAGUUGGGUCAAUGGUCCACUUUCAAUAAGCAAAGAAUCAUCUUUCCAAAUAAUAAAAUGCUCCCCAAGGACUCAGAAAGGAUAAUGAGAAACUACUUGAGCAACAAAAUAAAAACUACAAAAUACACCAUCUUCAACUUUCUUCCAAAGAACUUUAUUGAACAGUGUAACAGAUUUGCCAAUAUUUAUUUCCUGUUGCUAGCCUUUCUGAACUGGAUCCCAUCGAUUGAAGUAUUCCAUAAAGAAAUAACCAUGUUGCCAAUAGUAAUUGUGAUGUCCGUCACUGCAAUUAAAGAUGGAUUUGAGGAUUUCAAGCGGUACCGAUUUGAUAAAAAGAUAAACCAAGCUAAGACACAAGUAUUUGAUUGGAAACAGCACCAGUAUAUUGAUAAAUACUGGAAAGAUGUUCAUGUAGGUGACUUUGUGCAAUUAUCAUGCAGUGAAAUUAUUCCAGCUGACAUGGUCCUAUUGCAUUCAUCAGAACAAAAUGGAAUCUGCUACAUUGAGACUUCUAACCUUGAUGGAGAAACAAAUCUCAAGCAAAGAUUUGUGGCCAAAGGAUUUUCAAAUCCCGGUUCUGGCUUUGAGCCAUUGAAAUUCAGCAACAAUAUAAUCUGUGAAAAUCCCAACAAUGAUAUCAAUAAAUUUAAAGGCUUUAUAGAUACAUCUAAUGAAAAGAUUGGUAUUGAUAAAGACAAUCUCUUGCUUCGAGGCUGCACCAUCCGAAGUACAUCUGUUACUGUGGGAAUAGUGGUAUAUGCAGGCCAUGAGACCAAAGCAAUGCUUAAUAAUAAUGGAGCUCGCUGCAAGCAUAGUAAGUUGGAGAGAAAAAUGAACACGGAUGUCAUAUAUUGUUUGAUUCUACUGCUGAUUAUGUGUGGCAUAGGAGCGAUAGGUCAGAGAAUUUGGGUUGGAACUUUCCCUUCAAUGUCUCCAUUUGAACUCCUGGACCAGAAUGGCAGCUUCAUUUCAUCUGUUAUAUCUUUUUUCCAUGCAUUUCUGACAAUGAUGAUACUAUUGCAGGUCUUAAUUCCCAUCUCUUUGUACGUUUCCAUUGAGCUAGUAAAGUUGGGUCAAAUAUUCUUCAUAUGCCAUGAUGCUGAUCUGUACGAUGAAAGGACAAAUACACACCUGGAGUGCCGAGCUUUGAAUAUCACUGAGGAUCUUGGUCAGAUACAAUAUAUUUUCUCUGAUAAGACUGGAACACUUACUGAAAACAAAAUGGCUUUUCGUCACUGUAGCAUUAUGGGUACAGAGUUUCAACAUAAUGAAGCCAAACAUUUAUCUACGCGCACACAGCCGGAUGUCCUGGAUAAGGAAGGACCACAGUUGGAGACCUUAGGCCCCAUCACCAGCCACCAGAACAGUGUGUCAGACUUGAGGCCGAAGAGUACAAGACUUGUGAAGCAAUCACACAAUAUCUGCUCCCAGCAGCAGUGUCCCACUGUUGAAAGUCAUAAGGAGUCGAUGAUGCCUGGUGGCAACAUCCCUACCCAGAAAGUAAAGUUAAAAAGCUCAAUUGAGAAAGAUAUCAGACCAGAUGAAGCUUUGCUGAGGAGAAUUCGAGAUGCAGUUGUCCAUAUGGAGACAUUAACUCAACUAAAAGCUGGCACUGAGUUGCGGAGUGCAUGCAUUGUCGAUUUCUUUCUAGCUUUGACAUUGUGUAACACGGUUAUGGUUUCCACAGCAACACGGCCAAGGCAACCAGUUCUAACUUCUUCAUCAUCAAAAUCUUCAACACUGUCCACGACAAAACAGCAGCAUCUACUUCAAAGCCUUAAGACAUCACAUGAAACUUCCAUUUCCGCGGCCAGUCAACUCAGCCCUGAUGUGCCAGGGAGUUUGUGCAAUACACCAUUGUUGUCUUCCAUAGUUAGUCCAACUUCUUCCUAUGGUGCUGAGAGUGCAACCUAUGACAUAGGUUCUGGAGAGGAUAGCACUGAUAAUUUGAGUGAAAAUUCUGAGGUAGAUGGUGACAUUGGAGGAGAAGAAGUGAAUAUAAUUGAUGAAAUUGAUAAAAAUAUUUUCUAUGAAGCUGAAAGCCCGGAUGAGGCGGCCCUUGUGUAUGCUGCUCGAGCCUAUGAUUUCACGUUACUAUCCCGGACUCCCGACCAAGUGACUCUAAAGCUUCCUCAAGGAAAUCUUCUGACAUUUGAACUAUUACAUACCCUGAAAUUUGAUUCAACACGUAAGAGAAUGUCUGUAAUAGUUAAGCAUCCCAUUACCAAAGAAAUUGUUGUGUACACAAAGGGAGCAGAUUCUGUUAUUAUGGAGCUAUUAGAGCAACCGGACAAAGAUAACAUUGAAGAGCAAAAGCAGCAAAGAAAUAUAAUUGAAAAAACACAAAAGCAUCUGGAUCAGUAUGCAAGUAAUGGUCUGAGGACACUUUGUAUUGCAAAGAAGGUCUUGACUGAUGGUGAAUAUGAAAAUUGGGCUAAUUUAAGGCAUGAAGCAGAGACCAGUAUUGACCAUAAGGAACCAUUGAUUAUGGAAACUGCACUACAAAUGGAAACAAAUUUAAAGUUAUUAGGUGCAACAGGAAUUGAAGAUCGUCUUCAGGAUGGUGUGCCAGAUACGAUCGAAGCCCUUCAGAAAGCUGGCAUAUUGACUUGGGUACUCACAGGAGAUAAACAAGAAACUGCAGUAUAUAUUGCCUAUGCUUGUAAGCUUAUGAAUCCAAAUGAUUUGAUCUUCACCCUAAAUUGUGAAAACCAGGAGACCUGUGAAUCUUGCUUGGAUGGCUUCUUAGAUGAAGUGCAAAAGUAUAAUGGAGUAAAUUGUACUACUUCCAAAUUAACUGUGAACUUUGCACCCAUGUCCUCAACAUGCAAACCUACAGCCAAACCGAGCUUUGGUUUGGUAAUUGAUGGGAAGACUUUGAAUAUGAUCUUCCAAGGAAACCUACAGAAAAGGUUUCUGGAUCUGGCAAAGUGUUGUCAAUCUGUGAUAUGCUGUCGUUCCACACCACGGCAGAAAAGCAUGGUAGUCGAGCUAGUUCGAGAUCAUCUGAAUGCCAUGACUUUAGCAAUAGGCGAUGGAGCCAAUGAUGUCAGUAUGAUCCAAGCUGCUAAUGUAGGCAUUGGGAUUACUGGUCAAGAAGGAAUGCAGGCUGUGAUGGCCAGUGAUUUUGCAAUAUCUCAUUUUAAAUAUCUUAAAAAACUGCUGUUGGUACAUGGUCACUGGUGUUACGCACGCUUGGCAAAUAUGAUCAUUUACUACUUUUACAAGAAUGUGGCCUAUGUGAAUCUACUGUUCUGGUACCAGUUCUUUUGCGGCUUUAGUGGAUCUUCAAUGAUUGACUAUUGGCUGAUGAUUUUCUUCAACCUUCUAUUCACCUCCCUUCCUCCAUUAACAUGCGGAAUACUGGACAAGGAGAUCUCUGCUGAAAUGCUUUUAGAGUUUCCUGAACUUUACAGAUACAGUCAGCAGUCAGGGGCCUACAAUAGCUGCACUUUCUGGAUCACUAUGCUGGAUGCAUUUUAUCAAAGUCUUGUCUGCUUUUUCAUUCCAUACUUUACUUACCGAGAUUCAAAUAUUGAUGUAUUUACAUUUGGCACGCCAAUGAACACAGCGUCCCUCUUCACAACUCUAGCACAUCUAGCAAUUGAAACCAAAACCUGGACCUUCCUACAUUGGGCUUCCAUGAUUGGGAGCAUUGUACUAUUCUUUACAAUUACACUUGUUUAUAGUACCUUCUGUGUGACCUGCAACAGUCCGUCAAAUCCUUAUUGGAUAAUGCAGCGUCAGAUGACUGAUCCACUCUUCUACCUCAUCUGUCUUACCACACCAAUCCUGGCUGUGUUACCAAGGUAUUUCAUUCGUAGUUUGCAAGGCACAUUAUCUGUAUCUUACCUUCUGAAAGUUCGCCAAAUGGACAAUUUGGACAAAGAGCAACAGGUCCAAGCCAUAAGGGAUUGGAAAGGUCUUAACAUCUCAGGGAAUGAGGUGCCAAAUUUUGCAGAGUUUACUGAUCAAUCAAGUGUGGAAAAUAUCAACAAACUUUGACCUAUAACAAAUAAUCCUGAUUCUUGGAUUGCAUCUCCCCCAGUGGGAAUAGUAGAAAUACAAAGGUCCAUCAAUCGUGUCUGAAGUUGUCCUCAGGACAUAUUAGGACACAAAAUGAAUCCCUUUGAGGACUGUAGUAAAUCUAUCCAAUUAGGAGCAGCUUCAGAAAUGAAUGGCCUUUAACUCAUUCAUUUCAAAUGCUAUAAACAAUUCCUUCCCAGAAGCCUUAAGGACAGUUUCACGUAGGAAGUAAACUUUAUGAUAAAUUGUACAGAAACAAAACUGCAGUGUGUUUGGAAUGAUCUAGAUCUUAGUCAGCUAUUCCUGUUUAGCAAUUUGAAAAGUUUGAUUUUGGAAUUUUGAGCGAGAACAUGGCUAAUGUGUCAUUUGUUUCUCAGACCUAGGAGAGACUACCUUUCCUAUCCUCUCAUGUAAAUGAGACAAUAUGAGCUGUAAUACCAAACCACCUCUUUGUAUUGAACUAUUAUAGUUUUAGAUUUUCACAAUAAUCCUUUUUUUAAAAAAAAUCAUAAAUUUGUAUGAACUUCCUAGCAACAAAUUGAACUGUUUGUAUUUAAUUACAAAUAACACAUUGAGUGUUUGGAUUUGUAUUUUAUCACAGUUUAACUAGAAUCAUUCAAUUUGUUAAUAUUUUAAAUGUGUAUAUUUA
Messenger RNA from Hypanus sabinus (Atlantic stingray), 4780 nucleotides. It is a transcript of the gene atp10b, whose product is annotated as ATPase phospholipid transporting 10B. The transcript has 22 exons. The coding region runs from base 1 to 4110 and encodes 1369 amino acids. Gene Ontology annotation, biological process: phospholipid translocation. Lineage: Eukaryota; Metazoa; Chordata; Chondrichthyes; Myliobatiformes; Dasyatidae. Gene Ontology annotation, molecular function: ATPase-coupled intramembrane lipid carrier activity; ATP binding; magnesium ion binding. The record is from RefSeq and is a predicted model, not a curated record. Gene Ontology annotation, cellular component: plasma membrane.